UAGGCCCCUCACUGUUUUGUGUGCUGUUCAGUUCUGUGAGGGGGAGCACAGAACCCCCUCCUAUGCCCCUUUCCUUGUCCUUGUCCUCGGUCGAAGUGACCCCAGGUUAGGCACACACCACCCAGAAGCGUAACACCGCUUCUCGGCUCCUUUUACUUUCGGUUCGUUGGCGAAUUCCCAUAAGGGACUGAUCAUCCCAGAUUUCGGAACUAAGUUAUCUUCCCUCACUUGAGAGAAGUGAUACUCAGAGACACCGUGUAGGCAUUCGGCCUUGACCUAAUGAAUCAAGGAAGUCCCCCACUAAGCACAGGACAUACUUAUGAUCUGACACACCGCUGUCUGUUCAUCUAACGUAGGGAACACCUGCAGAAUGCCAUCAGCUGCUGAGGUGCUAAACAUUGGUUUUGUUAUGGUAGCAGUGCUGUGGGUAUCUUUCCUUUGGCUAGAGUUGGCGUGGCAUGCCGCUCUUAAGCACUCAAACAUGGGAUACAUACCACCUGUCAGAAGACCACACAGAUUACCAAACAUAAUGAAUCUGUGAGUGAAAAGAGCCUGUCACUCCAGGCCACUGCCUCACAGGCAACAGUUGAUGACUUAGGGAGAGAGAGCUCUGACAGUGAAAAUGAUAUGACAGCAGACAAUGCAGCAAUGCCUGGUCAGCCACCCCCCAAAUACCCGUGGUUGAACUUAGACGACCUCGAGGUAAUAACCCAUGCGAGGUCAUCCCAUCCACACCAAGUGAGGAUCCCCACAUUUGUGGCCGUCUCCAGGCACCACAGGCUCUCAGGGCAGCUGCUAGACCCCAUCCCACCCGCAUGUUUGCCGUUAAUGUAGGAGUGGACGCAAAAUUCAGGUCCUGGAUUCCAACACUCGUAAAAAGGCUUCUGCUAACCAAGGGCCAACGAUAUGCUUGUGUCUUUCCAGAGGAUGCGGGACAGCCCAUUUGGGUAGCAGCCAGAAACAUCAAGCCUGCAACAGCCAACCAGAACCAGCUGAACAAGACUGAGAGUCCACCUUGUUAGCAGACGCACCUGCCCUAUCAUCCUGCCCUGAGGAUGUGGCCCACAGCCACAUCCGUUACUGUUUAUACCCCACUAGCUCUGUCAGCCAAUCGAACAGCCUGUGUGCGGUCACGCCAUUCCUGAUUACCGUUGUUCUUCAUUCCUACCCCCAUCUGAGCAAGCACUCCUGUGGUCUCCCAUUUUGAGGGCUGGUUAGUCAACGACAGGUAAGAUCCCCUGGCGGACAACCACAUGAGGAGACCACAUGGAAACAGAGUCAACAGUGGUAUGGCCAAGGAUCAUGCCUCCCAUUGCUCAAAAAUAAACAAAAAGGGGGAAAUGUGGAGGAAUGAGAAGGCCAUGCCAAGAUGGCCGCUGGCAAGCGAGUGUCAGUUAUUCAGGGAUGGCUUUGGAACCCACCUGGCAAAAGAGCCUGCCUGGCAACAGGCAGUGAUUGGUUAGGGCAUAAACCGCCCCUUGACCGUAUUGGCUGCCUCAGCUAUAUAAGCUGCGGUACCAGCUGAAAUAAACAAGUAGUGGACUGCUCGCCUCUAGCUCCCUUUCACUCAACUCCCGGUGUCUGUGUGGUGAAUCAGCACCUAUUGCCCCCACCGUGCUUCUUCUCAGAACGCAUUGACAGCAGCACCACGCCAGGGGUACGCCCAUGAGGAGGACAGGAGGGGCAAGGACCUCUGUGGCUGCCUGAGAACCUGACCACACUGGCCACUGCGUGCAACCUGAAAAAACAUGGACAACACAGCAGUUGGCUCCCUUAUUAAAGAAACGGUCUGCACCUGGGAGCACAGAGGGUGUUCUUAGAGCAUCCUGCCUGGUCCCUAGUGCCUUGGGAACCAGGGGCAGCAGCUGUGACCAGAGGAGCCAGUGAUCAACAGGACAGCCAUGGGGCUCCUGAUGGGAGACAUCUUGGUGUCCCUGACCAUGGCCGUGGCCAUCUUCCUGCUUCUGGUGGACCUGAUGCACCUGCACCAGCGCUGGGCCGCACGCUACCCACCAGGCCCCAUGGCACUGCCAGGCCUGGGCAACCUGCUGCAGGUGGACUUCCAGGACCCUCGGAGGAGUUUCCACCAGCUGCGGUGCCGCUACGGGGACGUGUUCAGCCUGCAGCUGGCCUGGACGCCGGCGGUCGUGCUCAACGGGCUGGCAGCCGUGCGCAAGGCGCUGGUGACCUGCAGCGAGGACACUGUGGACCGCCCGCCCAUGCCCAUUUUCAGCCACCGGGGCUUCACGCCACGCUCCCAAGGAGUGGUCUUUGCCCGCUACGGCCCUGCGUGGCGCGAGCAGCGCCGCUUCUCCGUGUCCACGCUGCGCAACUUCGGCCUGGGCAAGAAGUCGCUGGAGCAGUGGGUGACUGGGGAGGCCGCCUGCCUCUGCGCUGCCUUCGCCGACCACGCUGGACGCCCCUUUAGCCCCAACGCGCUGCUGAACAAAGCCGUGGGCAACGUGAUCGCCUCGCUCACCUUUGGUCGCCGCUUCGAGUACGAUGACCCGCACUUCGUCAGGCUGCUGGACCUGACCAAGACCUUGCUCGAGAAGAAAAAGGUCUUCCUGCCCUCGAUGCGGGCUCAGACACUGAGGGUGCUGAACGUGGUCCCCGUGCUCCUGCGCAUCCCGGGCUUGGUGGACAAGGUCUUCUCUGAGAACAAGGAAUUUUGGGGCCUGGUGGAUGAGCUAGUGACCGAGCACAGGAUAACACGGGACCCCACCCAGCCACCCCGAGACAUGACGGACACCUACCUGGCCGAGGUGGAGAAGGCCAAGGGGAACCCUGACAGCAGCUUCAGUGAUGAGAACCUCUACUCGGUGAUUGGUGAACUGUUUAUCGCGGGGACGGUGUCCACGUCGGCCACACUGGUCUGGGCACUCCUGCUCAUGAUCCUGCACCCGGAAGUGCAGCGCCGUGUCCAACAGGAGAUAGAUGAGGUCAUAGGCCCGGCGCAGCAACCAGAGAUGGGGGACCAGGCACGCAUGCCCUACACCACUGCCGUGCUUCACGAGGUGCAGCGCUUCGCAGACAUCGGCCCACUGGGCACAUCACACAUGACAUCACGGGACACUAAAGUGCAGGGCUUCCUCAUCCCCAAGGGCACAGUGCUGUUCACCAACCUGUCAUCGGUGCUGAAGGACGAGGCCGUCUGGGAGAAGCCCUUCCGCUUCCACCCGGGACACUUCCUGGACGCCCAGGGCCGCUUCGUGAAGCAAGAGGCCUUCAUGCCUUUCUCCGCAGGCCGCCGCGCGUGCCUUGGGGAGCCCCUGGCCCGCAUGGAGCUCUUCCUCUUCUUCACCUGCCUGCUGCAGCGCUUCAGCUUCUCGGUGCCCGCGGGACAGCCCCGGCCCAGCGACCAAGGGGCCCCUGCUUCACUGGUGACCCCGGCCCCCUACCAGCUGUGUGCUGUGGCCCGCUAGUGGGGGUUCUGAGUCCCCAGCCCACCCCCAGCAGGGCCCUGAUGCACAAUAAAGCAGUCUCCUGGCUCCCCUGUGGUUUCUGAGUC
Oryctolagus cuniculus (rabbit) is the source of this 3511-nucleotide messenger RNA. Its product is annotated as cytochrome P450 2D17-like. The record is from RefSeq and is a predicted model, not a curated record. Gene Ontology annotation, molecular function: heme binding; iron ion binding; oxidoreductase activity, acting on paired donors, with incorporation or reduction of molecular oxygen, reduced flavin or flavoprotein as one donor, and incorporation of one atom of oxygen. Gene Ontology annotation, biological process: xenobiotic metabolic process; arachidonate metabolic process. Gene Ontology annotation, cellular component: cytoplasm; intracellular membrane-bounded organelle. NCBI's taxonomy places the organism in Eukaryota, Metazoa, Chordata, Mammalia, Lagomorpha, Leporidae.